AUGUCCAGGUCUUUUUACGUCGAUUCUUUAAUCAUCAAGGAUACUGUUCGACCUGGACCGGUCGAGCAUCCGGGACAAGACUUCCUUAUUCCCAUCAGCAUGCAUUCUCCGAGCGUCAUGACGGUCGCCGCUCCGGUGUGUCCGUCCAGGAAAACGGGGACUUUCUGCGUGUGCCCGCUGUGCGUCACGUCCCACAUCCACUCUUCUCGCAGCGGCAUUCCCAUGCUGAAGAGUCAGUUUCCUGGAGCGGAGGCGCAGUACUGUCAGAGGAUAGCGCAUCAGCAGUCUCCGGCACUGGCGCACCCGGGACAUACACCUGUCUGCACGCCCACCUUCAGCGUCACAGAUCCAAGGAGAUACCACUGUCUUUCUAUUGGCGCCUCGGAGAGCAGCCACAUACAGAAUGGUAAGAGGAUGCGCACGGCUUUCACAAGCACGCAACUCCUGGAACUUGAAAGGGAGUUUUCCACGAACAUGUAUCUCUCGAGACUGCGAAGAAUCGAAAUCGCCACGUAUUUGAACCUGUCGGAGAAACAGGUGAAAAUCUGGUUUCAGAACCGCAGGGUGAAGCACAAGAAGGAGGGCAAAGCUACCCAGAGGAGCGCGCACAGCGGUUGCAAGUGCACGACCGGCCACACGGACUAUUCGAGGUCAGAGGACGAGGAGUCUCUGUCCCCGGCCUCAGCUUCCGAGGAGAAAGAGGUGUCACCCAUCUGACAAGAAAACUCCCAACUCCCACUGCUGGCACUUAACUCUGCCCUGCUGCAGCUCACGGCAACCUCUGGGGAAGAAAACUCCUGCAUGAGACUCAAACAAAGUGUUGAACUUCAUCUAUACCCUGCUUUUAAAUUAAAGGAAGAAAGUGAAUACAUGUUUUAACACUGUUGUGAAAUAUUGGGACCUACUGUUUGCCGUAAUAAUUAUGUACUUUGAUCCAGUAAGGGUCUAGUCCCCAGUAAAUGUUUUCAAAUGUUGCCUGAUAUCCCAAUACUGUCGGUGAGGUAAUGAAAGCCCUUAGUAAAUAUAGAGGCCUAACCUGUGUGGAACCUGUACGCAGCA
Molecule: messenger RNA, 1059 nt
Organism: Centropristis striata (black sea bass)
Lineage: Eukaryota; Metazoa; Chordata; Actinopteri; Perciformes; Serranidae
Gene: gsx2
Product: GS homeobox 2
Exons: 2
Coding region: 1-717 (238 amino acids)
Biological process (GO): regulation of DNA-templated transcription
Cellular component (GO): nucleus
Molecular function (GO): DNA-binding transcription factor activity, RNA polymerase II-specific; sequence-specific double-stranded DNA binding
Source: RefSeq, a predicted model, not a curated record